UCAGUUGUUGUUUACAGGCAAGGUUCCUGGUGGUGUCUGACAAAAUCGCUUGUUUAUUCAUAAAGAAAAACAAUUUAAUAACUAAAAGAAGUGCAAGUGAAGUUUCAAACAUUAAAGAAUCUGAGAAACUAGAAGGGUCUUCAAAAACAUUCCUGUUAAGCCCAAAAAUCUGUAAAAAUGCCAGAACAAGAUCAGGAAAACCAAUCUCCGGAGCAGCAAACGUCAGCUGUGCCUGCCUACAAUCCUGAGGUCCUGCAGGACAUGCUGCCCGUGUACUACAGACGCCUCUUUCCCCACCAGCCCUUCUACCGCUGGCUUUCUUAUGGGUUGACUGAAGAUGGCGUCUUCUGCAAUCGUGAGAUAUCCUUUACGCUUCAGGACGACAUAUACAUUCGUUACCUAUGCUUUGAAAGCCAGGCCGAGUUGGAAAAGGAGAUCUGUUCGAGGAGUCCAGUUAAGAUCGAUAUAGGACCAGUGAUGCACACCAGACCCAAGAACCAUCGUACUGUUCCAGGCGGAUUAACGCCCGUGCAACGUGAGCUGGUCUUUGAUAUUGACAUGACGGAUUACGAUGAUGUGCGCACCUGUUGCUCGGGAGCAGGCGUGUGCCUUAAGUGCUGGAAGUUCAUGGUGCUGGCUGCGAGAAUUUUGGAUGUAGCACUGCGCGAGGAUUUCGGCUUUGAGCACAUUAUCUGGAUUUUCUCUGGACGUCGUGGUAUUCAUUGCUGGGUAUGCGACCACCAAGCUCGUCACUUGGACGGACGUGGUCGCUUUGCCGUGGCGGAGUACCUGAACAUCAUUUCUUAUGUCAACUUCUCGGGCAGCAAUUCACCCAGGUGUCCAAUGGGAGAUCGCCCGCAUCAUAGUUUAAAGCGAGCCCUGAAGAUAGCAGAGCCCAUGUUUGAGGAGAUUAUACUGGAGGAUCAGAAUUUGUUUGGUACGCCCAAGGGAGUUAGCAAACUCUUAAACAUGGUCCACGAUGAUGCGGCCCGAGGCGAUCUGGAAUCGUAUCUGCAAAAGAAUGUAGAGGACGGAGCACACUCGCGACUCGUGUGGGAGAGCUUUAUCAAGUAUGCCAAUUCCAUGAGAACGUCCACGGCAAACGCCUGGAGUCGGAAGCUCAAGAACAUAGUGCAAGAAGUCCAGUUGGGACUGCUCUAUCCACGUUUGGACAUCAACGUCACCAGGGGAUUCAACCAUUUGCUGAAGGCCCCAUUCUGCAUUCAUCCGGCAACGGGAAAGGUUUGUGUGCCAUUCAGUGUGAGCGCUGUGGCCAAGUUCGAUCCCACCACAGUGCCCACGAUCACCCAGCUGCUCCACGAGAUCAACGCUUUCGAUGACAAGAGCAAGAGCUACAUGGAGGCGCCGGAAGACAAGAGCCGGAUCAAGGACCACAAGAAGACCAGCAUGUUCAAGGGCGUUGUGGUUUUUGAGGAAUUUCUGCGUAAACUGGAGCGUAGCCAUAAAGCUGCCACUUUGCAGUUUUAAACAUAACUAAGAUAAAAUUAAACAUGGUAUUUAAACUUU
Molecule: messenger RNA, 1527 nt
Organism: Drosophila elegans
Lineage: Eukaryota; Metazoa; Arthropoda; Insecta; Diptera; Drosophilidae
Gene: DNApol-alpha50
Product: DNA primase small subunit
Exons: 3
Coding region: 178-1488 (436 amino acids)
Biological process (GO): DNA replication, synthesis of primer
Cellular component (GO): alpha DNA polymerase:primase complex
Source: RefSeq, a predicted model, not a curated record